AUUGGACUCUAAACGCUACUCAUCAAAGUAUUAAAAUUUUAUAAAACAAUUAUUAAUUUAUAAAACAUAAAAAUAAACAAAAAAAAAUAAUAAUAUUGUUACAUGUAUUAUUUUAUUUUAAAAAUAGUUAGAAUAUUUGUUUUUUUAAUUAAAAUUUUUUUUUAUAUUUUAUUCAACAAUCAUGUGUAGUGGAUAAUACAUUUUUUUUUUUUUUUUUUAUUUAUUUGUUUCCUGAAAGUAUACUGAAACAUUAAGUGGGGAAUUUACACUUGAGUUUAGUCGUAUUGUUUUUUAGUGAAUGUUGGAUUUGUGUCAACAACAGUACAAACAAAUAAUAACUGAAUUUUUUUUUUAAUUUUGUUAGUUUUAUUUUAUUUUUUUUGUUUUUAUUUUCAUUUAUAAAAAAUGAAAUAUAUUGUUGCACUUGAUGUUGGUACAACAACUGUGAAAUGUCAUGUUUUAAAUGAUAAAGCUGUAUCUGUUGGUUCUGCUGUGAAAAAGGUUGAGCUUCUUUAUCCAAAGCCAGGCUACGUGGAAAUUGACCAAGAUGAUUUAUGGGAUUCGAUAGUUACAGUAUUAAAAGAAGCCGUUAAUGCUAGCAACAUUGACGUUAAAAGCAUUGCAUGUCUGGGCAUAUCAACUCAAAGAAAUAGCUGCUUAUCAUGGAAUAUUGAGACAGGCAAAUAUUAUCACAAAAUUAUAACAUGGAAAGAUCUUCGUGCAGAUUCAAUGGUAAAAAAAUGGAAUUCAUCAUUGGUGUUAAAAAGCCUCAGAACGUUAUCAUAUUUUUUAUAUACAAUAAGCCGAAGAAAAAAAUUUUUAGCUGGAAGUAUGUUUAAACUAAUGAAUUCUCAGAUGACCUUGAGGUUUAAUUGGGCACUACAAAACAUUCCUGGAUUGAAAGAAGAUGGUCUAAAUGGUAAAGCUGUUUUUGGGGGUAUUGACUGUUGGAUUCUUUACAAACUAACUGGUAAACAUAUAACUGAUUAUUCAUGUGCAUCUGCCUCAGGUCUAUUUGACCCUUUUUCUAUGAGCUGGGCACCAUGGGCAAUCAAUUUAUUCAAAAUUCCUUGGAUGAUGAUGCCAAAGGUUGUUGAUACUGCUGGUGAUUUUGGCUGUACACCUGAAGAUAUUUUUGGUAUUUCAGUUCCAAUUAUGUGUUCUAUGGCUGAUCAAUCGGCGUCGUUAUUCGGUAGUGGAUGCUUUCAACGAGGUGAUCUUAAAGUAACCUUAGGUACUGGAACUUUUCUGGAUGUUAAUACUGGAAAAGAAGCCCAUGCAUCUAUUUCAGGCUUGUAUCCACUUGUCGGAUGGAAAAUUGACUCUGAACUGGUGUACAUGGCUGAAGGAUUAUCAAAUGACACUGGAACUCUAGUCGAGUGGGCCAAAGCACUAGAAAUGAUCAAUGAUCCUUCCGAAAUGUCAUUACUAUCAAAUUCAGUUAAAAACUCAGACGGUGUUUAUUUCGUUCCAGCUUUUAGUGGGUUACAGGCUCCAAUAAAUGAUCAUACUGCAGCAACAGGAUUUUUAGGAGUAAAACCAACAACCCGAAAAGCUCACAUGAUUCGUUCAAUAUCUGAAAGUAUUGUUUUUAGAAUUUUACUUUUGUACAAUGCUUUACAAAAAGAAACACGACAAAAAUAUUUUAGCAUUCGAGUUGAUGGAGGUGUAUCAAAAGACGACUUUGUUCUACAACUGCUUGCAGAUUUGACAGGACUACCAGUUGAACGACCUUCAAACACUGAAAUGUCAAUUUUCGGUGUUGCAUUUCUAUCUGGACUUCAAUGUGGCAUUUGGAAAAAUAGAGACGAAUUAAUAAAUUUAAGAAACGUCGACACUGUCUUUAAACCAAAUAAAAAUCGAAUGCUCGAAUAUCAAUCAACAAUAAACCAGUGGAAUCGAGCCGUUGACCGAUUUCAAAACUGGUACUGAUAACGCCUUAAAGCUAAAAUUACGUACCUGAUUUAAACAAUCAAAAUAAAAAAUAUCUUAAUUGAUAUUUCAUAACAAAAAAAAACUAAACAAUAUGUAUUUUUUUAUUAAAAUAAAUACUAGAAAAAUUAAUAAACUAAAAGUUUAAAAAAUUUAAUAAAAAAUAAAUUUAUUAAAAAAAAC
This is a messenger RNA of Aphidius gifuensis, 2115 nucleotides long. RefSeq names its product putative glycerol kinase 5. Gene Ontology annotation, biological process: triglyceride metabolic process; glycerol metabolic process; glycerol-3-phosphate biosynthetic process. Gene Ontology annotation, molecular function: glycerol kinase activity. The transcript has 12 exons. Gene Ontology annotation, cellular component: mitochondrion. The record is from RefSeq and is a predicted model, not a curated record. Lineage: Eukaryota; Metazoa; Arthropoda; Insecta; Hymenoptera; Braconidae. The coding region runs from base 406 to 1932 and encodes 508 amino acids.